AUGAAGAGAGAACUAAAUGAAUGGGAGAAGCGAAAACUAGAGGAAAAAACAAGAAGAGAAGAAGAGGAUAAGAAGAGAAGAGAGAAAGAACAGAGAGUUUAUGAUGAAUUUAACCAGAGACUGAAACAAGAGAGAGAGAGAAUGGAAAGAGAGAAAGAAGAUCUUCAAUAUAAACAUGAAGCAAAAGAAAACAAGAUGAAGAUCCUGAUGGAGGAGAGAGUGAAGAAAAUGAACAGAGAAAGAGAAGAACUGAUGAAGAAACAUGAAGAAGACAAAGAGAGAAUAAAGAUGAUGAUGAUGGAGAAAGUGGAGCAACUGGACAGAGAAAGAGAAGAACUGAUAAAGAAACUCGAAGAAGAGAAAGAGAGAUUGAAGAUGAUGAUGGAGGAAGAACGACAGAAUAAUGACAAAGAGAGAAAGAGAAGAGAAGAAGAGUUUAAUGAGAGAGAAGAACAAUAUAAAAGAGAAAUGAAAGAGAAAGAAGAGAGUGAGGAGAAGAUCCAUGAGGAGAUGAAGAGAGAAAGAGAAGAAUGGGAGAAACAGAAACUAGAGGAAAAGACAAGAAGAGAAGAAGAGGAUGAGAAAAGAAGAGAGAAAGAACAGAGAAUGAAGAUCCUGGUGGAGAAACUGAACAGAGAAAGAGAAGAACUGAUGAAGAAACAUGAAGAAGAGAAAGAGAGAUUGAAGAUGUUGAUGGAGGAAGAACGACAGAAUAAUGACAAAGAGAGAAAGAGAAGAGAAGAAAAGUUUAAUGAGAGAGAAGAACAAUAUAAAAGAGAAAUGAAAAAGAAAAAAGAGAGUGAGGAGAAGAUCCAUGAGGAGAUGAAGAGAGAAAGAGAAGAAUGGGAGAAACAGAAACUAGAGGAAAAGGCAAAACGAGAAGAAGAGGAUGAGAAAAGAAGAGAGAAAGAACAGAGAGUUUUGCAUGCAUUUAAACAGAGACUAAAACAAGAAAGAGCGAGAAUGGAAAGAGAGAAAAAAGAUCUUCAAUCUAAACAUGAAGAAGAAGAAGAAGAAAAGAUGAAGAUCCUGAUGGAGAAACUGAACAGAGAAAGAGAAGAAAUGAUGAAGAAACAUGAAGAAGACAAAGAGAGAAUAAAGAUGAUGAUGAUGGAGAAAGUGGAGCAACUGGACAGAGAAAGAGAAGAACUGAUGAAGAAACUAGAAGAAGAGAAAGAGAGAAUGAAGAUGAUGAUGGAGGAAGAACAACAGAAUAAUAACAAAAAGAGAAAGAGAAGAGAAGUGUUUAAUGAGAAAGAACAACAACAUAAAAUGGUAAUGAAUGAGAAAGAAGAACUGAUGAAGAAACAUGAAGAAGAGAAAGAGAGAAUAAAGAUGAUGAUGAUGGAGAAAGUGGAGCAACUGGACAGAGAAAGAGAAGAACUGAUGAAGAAACUAGAAGAAGAGAAAGAGAGAAUGAAGAUGAUGAUGGAGGAAGAACAACAGAAUAAUAACAAAAAGAGAAAGAGAAGAGAAGUGUUUAAUGAGAAAGAACAACAUAAAAUGGUAAUGAAUGAGAAAGAAGAACUGAUGAAGAAACAUGAAGAAGAGAAAGAGAAAAUAAGGAUGAUGAUGGAGGAAGAACAACAGAAUAAUAACAAAAAGAGAAAGAGAACAGAAGAAGAGUUUAACAAGAGAGAAGAACAAUACAAAACACUACUGAAUGAUAAAAAGAAGAAAGAGAGAGAGAUGUGUGAGGAGAUGAAGAGAGAACGAGAGGAAUGGGAGAAACAGAAACAGCAAAGUCCAACAAACUUGUCAAAAGGACUGCAUGAUAUUUCUGCUGCCAGUCUCUUAUCCAGACGGAUUGUUCUUCUGGGUAGAAGUAGGUGUUGGGAAGAGUGCAGCUGGAAACACAAUACUGGGACGAAAUGAGUUUGAAUCACAUGCCAAUAAAUGUUCAUAUGCUCAUGCCACUGUUUCAGGCAGAUCUGUGUCUGUAGUUGAUACUCCUGGACUAUUUGACUCACUGAUGAAUCCUGAUGAGUUAAUGGAGGAGAUAGCAACAAGUGUUCAUCUAUCCAGUCCUGGACCGCACGCUUUUCUCAUUGUGUUUCCUGU
Ctenopharyngodon idella (grass carp) is the source of this 2061-nucleotide messenger RNA. Its product is annotated as trichohyalin-like. The record is from RefSeq and is a predicted model, not a curated record. NCBI's taxonomy places the organism in Eukaryota, Metazoa, Chordata, Actinopteri, Cypriniformes, Xenocyprididae. The coding region runs from base 1 to 1875 and encodes 624 amino acids. The transcript has 3 exons.